CCGUCUUGAUUCGCCUGUUGUUUGGGUCUCAAAUGGCGACUGAAACCCUAGAAGCGAAGACACCGGAAGUGAAUUCUCCGGCGAAGGAGGUUGGUGAUGCUGCUGCGAAGGAGGAGGUGGAGAUAGAGAAAGUAAAAGCGGAUUCGCCGAGAAUUGAAGAAGCGGAGGAGGAGAAGAAGGAAGAUGAAGAAGAGGGUGGAACGAAAGAAGGAGAAUUGGAGGGGAAAGAUAAAGAAGACGAUGUAGAAAGUGAGGAGGAAGAAGAAGAAGAAGGAAGUGGAAGUAAGAAAUCGUCGGAGAAGGAAGCGGUGACUCCGACUAGUGAGAGACCAACGAGGGAGAGAAAGAAAGUUGAGCGUUUCUCGUUGUCGACUCCUAUGCGGGCUACACCGAGCAAGUCCGUUUCAAUUGAAAAGGGUCGUGGAACACCUCUCAGGGAAAUUCCAAAUGUGGCUCAUAAACUAUCCAAGAGAAAAGCCGAUGACAACCUGAUGUUACUACACACCAUUCUUUAUGGAAAGAAAGCAAAGGCACAGAUGGUUAAGAGAAACAUUGGUCAAUUUUCUGGCUUUGCAUGGUCAGAGAAUGAGGAGGAGAAGCAGAGAGCACGCAUAAAAGAGAAGAUUGACAAAUGCAUAAAAGAAAAAUUGAUUGUUUUUUGUGAUGUGCUUGAUAUACCUAUAAGCAGAAGUAACAUGAAAAAAGAAGAACUUGCUGUCAAAGUGCUUGAAUUUUUGGAAUCUCCCAAGGAAACAAGAGACGUUAUAAUUGCUGAUCAAGAAAAGGCGAAAAAGCGCAAGAGUACACCAAAGAGAGGGAAAUCGGGAGAAUCUUCGGACACCCCAGCCAAGAGGAAAAGGCAAACAAAAAAGCGAGAUCAGCCAUCUGACACUGAAGAAGGCAAGGAUGAGGGAGAUGCUGAUUCUGAAGGAACUAAUGAUCCUCAUGAAGAAGAUGAUGCAGCGCCAGAGGAAGAAAGUGACCAUGAAAAGACUGACACUGAAGAUGAAAAAGACAAAGCUGAGGUUGAGAAACCAUCCAAUAAGAAAAGAUCAUCGAAAAAGAUUGUAGAGGAGAGCUCAGGGUCCAAAGGUAAGGAUAAGCAAGCUUCUGCCAAAGGUUCUGCAAAAUCUGGUGAAAAGUCCUCCAAACAACUUGCUAAGUCAACUUCAUCCCCAGCUAAGAAGCAAAAAGUUGAUCAUGUCGAGUCUUCUAAAGAGAAAAGCAAGAAACAGCCAAGUAAGCCACAGGCUAAGGCAUCUAAAGAGAAAGGUAAAGCCACUAAGAAAGGCAAAGCCAAAGCAGAGCCCACCAGAGAAGAGAUGCUUGAAGUGGUGUCCAAAAUUUUGAAGGAAGUAGACUUCAAUACGGCUACACUGUCAGAUAUUCUGCAGAAGCUAAGCGACCAUUUUGGUGUCGAACUGUCGCAUAGAAAACCAGAGGUGAAGGAUGUUAUCACAGAUGCCAUAAAUGCAAUGACUGAUGACGAAGAUGAUGAAGAAGAAGACGAAGAGGAAAAAGCCAAGGCUGGAAGUGACAAAGUGAAGGAAGAAGGAGAAGAAGAAGACGAAGAGGAAAAAGCUGAGGCUGAAAGUGACAAAGAGAAGGAAGAAGAAAAAGACGUGCAAAAGGAUUAAGGUUAGAGUUUUGUUUUUCUUCUCUCAAAAUCUGAUGUGAAGGGGAAGCAAAACUGACACAACUCUUGUGUGAAUCAGAGCAAGUGAUCAUUUUUAGGGAGUGUCGAAUCUAAACUUUGUACUAUUUACUGUGUAAUCUCUAUAGAGUCUCAUUAUGUAGUUUAAGUGUCUUUUUUUCUUUUCUUGUGUAGCUGUUACCUGUUAGGUUCUCUAAUCCUUGUUUUCUAUUUUACUAGCUUGAUUGGCACAUUUUUAUUUUCUGGGUUUAAUUUGAGACAUCUUCGUAUAUUUCAUAUAAUUCUGUUUUCCGAUUUGUGUGGGAUAAUGAAACGAAAGUUGAAAC
Arabidopsis arenosa is the source of this 1980-nucleotide messenger RNA. Lineage: Eukaryota; Viridiplantae; Streptophyta; Magnoliopsida; Brassicales; Brassicaceae. The record is from the annotation of a GenBank genome assembly.